UUAGAUAUUACAAAAAUAAUGUCUUAUUUUGAAUUUACUUGUUAUUAACUUCAGAAACAUAAAGCUUUAAGAUGUUUAUUAAUCAAAAAUACAUGUUCCUUGCGCUGGUUAUUAUUAGUUGCUUGAAAAUGAAUAAUGUUCGUAGCGAUUUUGGAUCUGAUUUAGCUGCUUUAAUUAAGAAACAAAAUGAUGAAAUUAUGAAACGAAACAUGGCAUUAGCGAUGUCUGGCGAUGGGGUUUUUGCAUGUUCCUCGCCUGAUGGAAAUUAUGUUUCAACGACUCAAAAUGGAAAAAAAACAACAGUCGGUUCUAAAGGACCAGUCGCUGGUGCUUUUGGAAAAGGUUCAAUGGCAGUGGCAAGUGAUGAUAGCGGAACAGUUGUUGCGACAGGAAAUUGAUAAUGGCUAAUGUUUAUUUAAAAAUAAAUUUAUUUUUUGUAAA
Chrysoperla carnea is the source of this 441-nucleotide messenger RNA. RefSeq lists its product as uncharacterized. The record is from RefSeq and is a predicted model, not a curated record. The coding region runs from base 72 to 398 and encodes 108 amino acids. The transcript has 3 exons. NCBI's taxonomy places the organism in Eukaryota, Metazoa, Arthropoda, Insecta, Neuroptera, Chrysopidae.